AUGCAUUGCCAGCAACAGAGGGUGACCCGACCGACCCCAUCGCGGCUGACCAUAACACAGGUCGUUCAUUCAUCUUUGGAAACAACGGGAAUUCCCUCGGCACCGCCUUUUCCAACCACAAGCCUUGUCUUCCCGACAACGAAGCUCAAUAUCACAUCAUUGAGCACGUACUCUUCGCUGCCAACAAUACUUCCGCCAACAUCAGAGAGCUCGGGCCAAGUAAACAAGAUCAACAUUCUUACCGUUCCCAUCGCCACAUACCCCCCACCUGGCCAAAUUGCUCCUCGCUCAGAUUAUCCCCGACCGCCAGUCGGCGUGAGGGCAAGAUCAGGCCCAUUGCAAACCAACAAGUUCUACGAGAACCUUCUUCUCGACGAUCAGCGGCAGUCGAUCUGGCCACAGCCGUACAGCCUUACGUGGGCUAAAGGAGGAGACGCGGAUCGAGGAGGGCUGGCCAAUAGCUGGGGGCUGAGCGUAUCUAACAUCGAUCGCCAGGGCCUUCUGUAUGGGGACCCGAUUCAGUCAGGGGAACCACCGAAGUUCUUUACCGCGCCUCUUUACGUGGAAUCCAUCAUAUUGUCCGCAUCUGAAUUAGACACAAACACGGUUCUGACGACAGAUUCUCACGAUCAGUUCUCCUUAGAUAUCAAUUUGACUCCAAAGCCAGAUGGGCAACCUGUGAUAAGGUUCCCAGUUGUCCAGGGAAUGGGGUUCGUGAGCGCUUUGUAUACGAAUGCCACGCCGUUGCUUCAAAGCAGUGUAUUUUUCACCGAUCUCAUUGAGAUUGGCGACGUUGAUAGUGGUAAGACGCAUAAAUGGCGUAUUCAACUCAAGGACGGUACCAGCUGGCUUCUAUAUAUAACACCCGACGGUUCCUUUGGACGACCGUCCAUGGUGCUCAAGGAUAGCAAUACCAUCAUUGGCCCGGGAUCAUUUACAGGCCUUAUCCAAGUCGCAAAAAACACCGCAGGCAGCUGUGGAGAAAGGGUGUAUGAUGGCUCCGCUGGUACGUACGCGACAUCACUUGCAGUGUCAGCAUCUGUCGAUGGCGCCACUGGAAACUACUCUUUUAUAUGGAGACGGGCGGGAUCCUCUGACCAACAACUGCUCAUGUUUGCUUUGCCGCAUCACAUAGACACGAUGUCGCCGGACACUCUCAACCAAUCAACAUGUGUGACAUUGUGGACCACGACGAAGGGCGAGGCGAGGGGUCUCCAAGCGGACAUGUGGUUAUUGCAAGAGCAGAAUUUACCGACAGACAUAGAUUUUGAUCCGUGGAAACCAGGUUCUGGCGCGGUGAAGAAGGCGGUGGAUGAGGCGACAGCUCAGAUUGAUGAUGCUGCUGCAACCGAGCUGGCCUUGGACAUUGACAAGCUUACAAAUCUAGACAGCGCGUAUUACGGAGGAAAGGCUCUUUCAAAAUUUGCGCUUAUAAUAUACGCGGUGAAUAAAUUCGGCAAAUCAUCAUCACUGGCAUUGGAAGGCCUCAGAAAGCUUGAGGCUGCAUUUGAUCGCUGGAUCAGCAACAAACAAGUUUGGCCAUUUGCAUAUGACUCUCUCUGGGGAGGUAUUGUGUCCACAGCAAGCUAUGAGGAUCGUGACAUAGGCGCCGACUUUGGCAACACGCUGUACAAUGACCAUCACUUUCAUUAUGGAUAUUUUGUACACACUGCGGCAGUGAUUGCGGCCCUAGAUCCAGAUUGGCUCAAACGAGGAUCGAACAAGGUGUGGGUUGACACCUUGAUACGCGACUACGCAAAUCCUGAUGCUGGUGAUCCCUACUUUCCACCAAGUAGAUCUUUUGACUUUUUCAAUGGACACUCGUGGGCCACAGGACUCUUUCCUUCAGGCGAUGGCAAAAACGAAGAGUCGUCAUCCGAAGAUGCCUUUUCCAUUUAUGCUAUGAAGUUAUGGGGUAAAGUCACAGGUGACUCAGCAAUGGAGGCUAGAGGCAACCUGCAGCUCGCCAUUCUGCGGAGAAGCUUGAAUCAUUACUUCUACUUCGACGCAAACAACACGGCUCAACCGCCACGUUUCACUCCCCAGAUUACGAGUGGGAUCCUCUUCGAGAAUAAGAUAGACCACACCACAUUUUUUGGCCAGAAUUCGGAGUACGUUGAAGGAAUUCACAUGUUGCCUAUCUCUCCGGUAACACCAUACAUGCGACCGGAUUCAUUCGUAUCCCGAGAGUGGUCAGCAUACUUCCAAUCUCCUUACCCUUUGUCCUCUGUUCCAGAUGCGGAAACUACUGUGCUCCUUCCAGCUGUGGGCUACGCCGGCGGCUAUAACUGCUCGAGUCGGAUCAAUCUGCGGAGACUAAUCAACUGUGUGGACCCAGCAUGGAAAGGUAUUUUGAUGGCAAACUUGGCACAGCUGGACCCCAAGCAGAGUUGGCAAUUCUUUGCGGAUAAGCUUGGGGCAGGGUGGGAUUGGAUGUGGGUAGCUGGCAGCGGGAGCAGAACUUGGUAUCUAGCGUAUGCCGCUGCUUUGGGAGGCACCAGAUGA
Messenger RNA from Verruconis gallopava, 2505 nucleotides. RefSeq lists its product as uncharacterized. The transcript has 3 exons. Bases 1 to 2505 code for a protein of 834 amino acids. Gene Ontology annotation, cellular component: cell surface. Gene Ontology annotation, molecular function: endo-1,3(4)-beta-glucanase activity; glucan endo-1,3-beta-D-glucosidase activity. NCBI's taxonomy places the organism in Eukaryota, Fungi, Ascomycota, Dothideomycetes, Venturiales, Sympoventuriaceae. The record is from RefSeq and is a predicted model, not a curated record.